Brassica rapa (field mustard) is the source of this 4761-nucleotide messenger RNA. RefSeq lists its product as uncharacterized. Lineage: Eukaryota; Viridiplantae; Streptophyta; Magnoliopsida; Brassicales; Brassicaceae. The record is from RefSeq and is a predicted model, not a curated record.
AAUUUAUGUUUCCAAACACUCCAAAUGUUUUUAAUAGUCCUAUUCAAGUCUCCAAACACCCCAAUUUUGUACUUGAGUUUUAAUAAGAUAGAUAGAUGGAUAAUUAUGAUACAAUAGUAACAAAAAUAGGCCAGGAUAGUUAAUAAAAAUCAUUUAAGCCUAAUUUGAUAGGCAAACAGUUUUUUUUCCGGUGAAAGGAUUAGUUCCUUAGGAAUAGGUAUGUGGAAUAUUUGUUUUAAAUGUAAUUGGAAUUUUGGAUUAAAUCGACACAUUUCCAAUUUUUAUAGUAUAUAGAAAAAAAGAAUAUUCCAUGAAUUAGGCAAGUGCAGAUUUUUUUUUUUUAAGAUUGAUAUCGUAUUAGUUAAUGUGAUUGCUUAAAUAUAGGAGUUGCUAUUGAAUAUCAUUGAUUUUAGUAUUAUUCUUGCAUUAACGUUAUAUAUAUACCGGAAAUAUUUUAAAGCUUAGGAUACAUGCAUUGCGAUUAUUCUCGGUUUCGUUUGGUAGUAUUUUAUAGAAUACUGAGAUCAAAUUCCAUCACAGAAACAAACUUUAGACAUAAACUUUUACAAUUGAUUGAUUUAUUGGUGGUUAUUUAAACAGUAUUUAGAUGAAUCACAUUACUAACAUGAAAAUCCUUAGAAUCAAAGUAAUCAUACAUUGCACUAUCGUUUAAAAAUGUGGAUAAUAUUAUGCUUAUUUAUUUUGGUUGACAGGUUGGUUAUAUGUUAUAAUUAAAGAUUUAAUAAAAGUUAUAGGUCCAACUUAAACAAAGAUCAAGUUUGGUAAAAAGAGGUUUAAUUUUAUUAAGGUAAACGAAUUUGGAUAAAUUAGGAAAGUAGUUAAAUGUCAAAAAGGGUCAGUGGCAUUAUCUUGUAAUUAUUGAGGAAAACUCAGGGUUAAGUACUAUUUGUACUCCUGUUUUAAUAGUUUAGAUAUUUAGUGUAUUUGAGAUAUGUUUCAUGCUUUUAGAUAUAGUUUUACUAAAUAUUUUGAAGUGGUAAGAAAAAUAGAAAUAAACUUUAUUUUGAAUAUAAAACUAACAAUACAGUGGUUUGUUUGAUACUUAUAUAAACAGUAUAUACAUUAUCAAUUUAUUAUUCUAAUGGGACUAUAUAAUAAAAGAGAGUAUUCUAAAAAUAUUAUUUAGUAUUAGCAGAAAAUUAGAAAAUUAGCGUUUUUAGGAAAAGAAGAUGAUCCUCCUAAAGAAAUUGCUUCAUUCAGUAUAAAUACUAUCUAUUAUAAAUCCACAAGAAUUAUUGAUGUUUUAAAUAUUGUUUUAUAAUAUAAAUACUAUUAUAAUUUAAAAAUAAUUUAUAUACUUCAGGUUAAAAUUAGGACAAUUCUCUCAAAUAGUCAUUUUUAAGUUUUUGUCACCAAAAUAAAUUUUUUUUUUAAAUAACUAAAAUAGCUCUUUUAUUUUGAGAAUUUUAUUUUUAUUUUUUAUUUUUAUUUUUUAUUUUUUAAAUUUUGAAACUCCAUCCUCAAAAUCCCACCCUUAACUCUGAACUAUAAAUCUAGAUUAGUUAACCAUAUGAUAUAAAUAUAUAUAUUUACUCUUUGAUAAAAUAUUUUUUGGUCAUUUUCUUUUUGAGGUCUAUUUUGUGAAGAUAAACUAAAAACUGUUAUCCUAGAAAAUUUCUCUUAAAAUUAAGUUGAAUUUCAGAACUAUUUUAUUUAUUAGUAGUUUUUCAAAAUGUCUAUUUGCUAUCAAAAUCAUUGGUAUACAUAAAACUGUUCACAAGUGGCCAAAAAGUCGGUACUAUUAUUAGUCUUGUUAUUAUUAAUUAUUUUAGUGAUUACUUUCUAUCACGAUACUAGUAUACUUUUAUUUUAUUUAUUUAGAUUAUUUAUGAUUAAGAACAUUUUUCACUUCGCUCAUGCGUAAAAGUUAAGUUGUUGGACAGAAAUAAUUCUUGCACCAUUUAAGUAACUUGUGUUCGAGACUAAAGUGUAAAUUUCUUGAUUUUAUUAUCAACAAGGAAAGAAUAUUUUAUUCUGACACAAAAAACAAUGAUUAAAGUUAGCGUGGAAUAUAAGAAAGGAAUGCAAAAAGGGUGAAAAUAUUCACGUGGUAUUGAAUAGCUUCAUUUAAAAAUCUCCAGUCAAAUAUUUAAAUAUUUACUAACAAUUAUUCUAAUCCUCUAGUAUAAAUUAUGUACCCUGAGUGAAAAACAUGGAACUUAAAUUUGAUACUUAACUAGCUCAAGUAUUUUCAGACAACAACAAAAAAAAAGAGUAAGAACAGUAUGCGAGUGAUACCACCAGCAGUCAAAGAGAUCUUAGACAAAUGGAACAUCAGGGGACUUGUAAUAUUGUCUCUGGUCUUCCAAACGUCUCUUAUCUUCCUUGCACCGCUACGAAAACGUACAUCGAAGAAGCUGCUCGCUAUGAUUCUAUGGACAGCGUAUCUUUUAGCGGAUUGGACAGCUAAUUAUGCGGUGGCUCAGAUCACGAAGAACCAAGGAAAGGAACCAAAACCCGAUGAUCCUCCGAAGAACAAGAAGCUUCUUGCUCUGUGGGCACCGUUCUUGUUGUUGCAUCUUGGUGGUCCGGACACGAUAACUGCGUUGGCCCUAGAGGAUAAUGCCUUAUGGGCACGUCAUUUGUUUGGCCUCGUAUCUCAAGCACUUGCUGGUGUUUAUGCGGUGGUGCAAUCAAUGGAUAACCCUUUAUGGCCACCAAUAGCGUUACUAUUCAUCACCGCAGUGAUAAAAUACACGGAGAGGACACGUGCAUUAUACACAGCGAGUUUAGACAAGUUCAAAGACCAAAUGCGUAAACCAGCAGACACUGGUCCUAACUACGCUAAGCUCAUGGAAGAAUACGAUUCAAGAAAAGACUCCAACCUCCCAACGGACAUCGUCCUCAUCGACGAACCAGACAAGCACGAUAGACCCCCGACACUUAAACCGGGACCAGAUCCCUUAACCCAUCUCGAAAUCGUGCAGUACGGUUUCAGAUUCUUCAACACUUUUAAAGGACUCGUUGUUGACCUAAUUUUCAGCUUCCGUGAGCGAGACGAAAGCAGAGACUUCUUCAAAGAGUUGGCUCCCGAGGACGCUCUUAGGAUAAUUGAAUCCGAGCUAGGGUUUCUAUACGAGUCCAUGUAUACCAAAACCGCGAUUCUUCAUACGCAUAAGGGUACGGUGUUUCGCGUUAUCGCGUUUGGAUCGCUUCUUGCUUCCUUCCUUGUCUUCCAUUUUAGACCUGAAAAAUCAGUGGAUUUCCACGGAGCGGACGUUGUGAUUACUUACACUUUGUUCAUCGUCGGUAUCGCUCUUGAACUCUCCUCGCUUGCCAUGUUCUUGCUCUCUGAUUGGAUGUUCGCGGUAUCGAGCAAGCUUAAUGAUGAUCAAGUGAAAGACAAGAGUUGUAUCGACUCUUUUCUCAACUGUUUACUCGCGUUUAGGAAGCCGCAGUGGACGCCGAUGGAUGCAUGCAAGACGAUGCAUGCAUGCAAAGGAAACCGUACGCGCGAAGUGCUUACGACGCCGUUUUUGUUGCGGAGAUGGUCAGGUGUGAUCUACGGUUUCAACUUCAUCGGAUAUUGUCUGAAAGCUAAAGUCUCAAGAAUCAACCGGAGGAGCGAGUUUGUGUGGGAGUUUGUGGUGUCCAUGUUCGAUUACGUAAUCAGAAGAUUCCAGACCUUGUCUGGAUGGAUCAAGGAUCUUGAGAGUUCAGUCAGAACCUUCAUCAGGAGAUGGUCAAAGAAGAACCAUAUGAUUUAUUGCACUGUUUAUCCGUUGUACCUCGUGUUCUUCUCGGUGAUUCCUUGGGCGUUCAGUAAGCUUUGGGGUUACGUUGAUCGAAUCUUCAGUGUUAAAUCUCAUAUAGACCAGAUCAGAUUCGUAUCGAGCGAGCCAUUGACGAGGAAUCAAUGGGAGUUUAUAUUCAGUGAGCUGAAACAAAAGUCCGAGUUCGCGGAAACACCUGAACGUGCAAAGAAAGUGUCUUCGGCGAGAGGGGAAUGGGCUUUACAUGAUAGCAAGUUGAAGGAGGUUGAGAGGUUGAUGCGUUAUGUAGCGAAUGUUGAUUACGAUCAAAGUCUUCUCCUUUGGCAUAUUGCUACUGAGCUAUGUUUUCAAGACGAAAAAGAUGAGGAGGUGGAGAAUAGGAGUGGAGAGAGUUGCGAUGACCGCGAGUUCAGCAAGAUUAUUUCGGAUUACAUGAUGUAUCUGUUGAUAAUGCAACCUAAGUUAAUGUCGGAAGUUGCUGGAAUCGGAACUAUAAGAUUUAGAGACACUUUAGAUGAAGCUAAGAGGUUUUUCAAAGGAAGACAUUUCAAGAACCUGAGAGAUAUGAAACGAGGGAGCAAGAUGAUUUUAGAGGUUAGUAACGAUAUUGAGCCGAUGCAUGUGAAGGGAGACCGAAGUAAAUCGGUUCUUUUCGAUGCGAGUAUGUUGGCAAAAGAGCUUAAGAGACUGGACGAGAGUAGUAGUAGUAGUAGUGCUAGUCAUGGAGAUGGGAAAUGGAGGGUGUUGAGCAAAGUGUGGGUUGAGUUGCUAUCUUACGCAGCAAGUCACUGUAAAGCUACAGAGCAGGUGGCGCAACUUAGCAGAGGUGGAGAGCUUCUUAACUUUGUUUGGUUGUUGAUGGCUCACUUCGGUUUAGCUGAUCAGUUUCAGAUCAAUAAAGGAGAUGCUAGAGCUAAACUCGUUGUAGGCGAGUGAUUGCUUCUUUUUUCUAAAUAAAGGAUAUGUGUGUGUGUGUUUGUUUGUAGUCUCGUUUGCUCUAUUUCAAAUUUAAAGCAAUGUUCUUUGA